AUGAUAGUAAUAAUAAAAAAUAAUGUAUUAGAAUUGUAAUAUUCCAGAUCAUGAGACGGAUGUGGAAUUUCUUUGUACAAAUGAAUAUUGUAAAGAUUUUAGAAUAUUUUGUUUCAAAUGUUUGUAAAAUGAGAAACACAGCACUCAUAUUAGAGAUGUUUAGAAAAUAAAGGAUUAUGGGAGAGAAUAAAUAAAUAGAAAUGACGAAGAUUUAGUUUUAGAACUUGAGAAAAUGAUUGAUCAUAUUAAUUAAAUAUUUUUUACACUAAAAGAAGAAUUGAAAUGCGGUAAUUAGAUUAGUGAAGAAGAAUUAAAUGGAUUAAAUUUAAUUCAAUUAAAUGAUUUGAUUUGUUCUAAGAUUAAGUUUCGCAAAGAGAAACAAUAUUUAAUACAAACAAUAUAAAAGAAUGCAGAUAGUUUGAUAGAAACAAUUUAUACAGGACUAAAUGAGUUCUCAUAAAUAUAAUUUGAUUGUCCAGGAAAGAAAGUAAAAUAAGAGAUGAAAACUUAGAAGUUUGAUAUGAUUAAUUCAAUAUAGGAUGAAUAAAUAAACUCAUUUAUUUUUAAUUAGGAUGCUUCUAUAUUGGUAGGAGGGUAUGAGUCAAGCAAAAUAUAAGUUUUUUAAUUUAAGAAGGGUGAAAUAAAAUUAAUUUAAUAAUUAAACUUACAUAAGAAAAGCAUAUAUUGUCAAUAUUUUAUGAAAAAAACAAAUGAAUUUUUAUCAGGUAGUUGUGAUAAGAGUAUUUCAAUUUGUUAUUAAAAUAAUAAUUAAAAAUGGGAUUUGAAAUAAAGAUUAGAAGGACACUAAGGAGGAAUCAAUUGUAUAGUAAUGAAUAAUGAUGAAGAUUUAUUAAUAACUAGUAGUGAUGAUAUGUUAAUAAAAUUUUGGAGAAAAGAGAAUGAAUAAUGGGAAUGUUAAUAAACAAUUGGAGGACAUUCUAGCUUUGUUAGUUGUAUUAGUUUAAAUGAAACAGGAAAUUAAUUGGUCUCAUGUUCAAAGGACAAUUAAUUAUUGAUACAUCAAUAUGAUUAAAUAUAAAAGAUGUGGAUUCUAGGAUAAACAAUACGUAUAAAAUAAUGGGGAAGACGAUUAUGUUUUAUUAACGAUAUUAUGAUUGCUUUUUAACCUGAAAAAAAAGAAUAAAUGCAUAUUUAUCAUUUAGAUAAUGUUGAAUAAUUGUUUAUAAAAUCAUAAGAAAUUUUAGUAGGAGUAGGGAGUGAAAGAAAAAAGAAUAGAAGUUGUUUUUGGUUUUUUCCUUAAUAAUAUGUCUAAUCUAAAUAGAUAAUUUUAAAUAAAAAUGGAUGUUGCGUUAAUUUAAUUAAAAAAGAUUAAAAUAAUGACUUUGUUACUAUAUAAUCUAUAGAUUUCUAAACUAAAGCUAUAUUUGGUAGAAUGACAGAUGAUGGAGAAUAUUUAAUAACAUGGGAUGAUAGGUCAGGUUCUAUUUAGAUCAGAUAAUAUAUAGAAUGA
Messenger RNA from Paramecium sonneborni, 1471 nucleotides. NCBI's taxonomy places the organism in Eukaryota, Ciliophora, Oligohymenophorea, Peniculida, Parameciidae. The record is from the annotation of a GenBank genome assembly.